AUGGCUGAUGUUGAGCCCAUCGGCGAAGAUGAAUGGACGCCGCCGGCAUCCAAGAAGAAGAAGGGAAAGAAGGGAAAGGCUGCGGCAGUUUUCGACGUAUCGGAGCCUGUGUCUCGCGCCGUGUCCCCCACGCAUGCUGCGAGCUCCGACACUUUCGAGAACGCCGAGGCUCGGAACGUGGAAACGAUCGCUUCGUCCGAGGCUCCUGCACCCAUCGACGAGACUCUCGCACACGCCGAAUCAGCUCCCACGGAGGACGAAUGGGCGCUUCCCGCAACGACCAAGAAGGGCAAGAAGGGCAAGAAGAACAAGGCUGCUGCAAUUCUUGCUGAGGCUGAAGCUCAACUAGAGCCCAUGUCGGCUGCCCCUGCAGAUGACGUCCAAGUCGACGAUGUCAUGGCCGAGCCCACACCCUUUGACUCGGCUCCUGGUCAGCCCGAGCCCGCUGACGACACUUGGGACGCAACGCCCUCCAAGAAGUCGAAGAAGGACAAGAAGCGCGGCAAGGGCUUGUCAGCGUCCCGUGAGCUGUCGCCUGCCCGCGAGGAGCCCGUUCUCGAACGUACCGAAGAGCCUAUUUCUUCACCGCCAGCCACACCCAAGGCAGAAGACACAUGGGAUGCUCCCACUUCUUCGAAGAAGAGCAAGAAGGGCAAGAAGGCUAACAAGCGCAUGCCGGUUGGCUUCGAGGAGUCGUCCCCCAGUGACAGCCAAACACCCACUGAAGCGCCUCGACAGAGUCCCUCGUCGUCGUCCUACUGGGGCGAGCUUGGUGCGGCUGCGAUUGUUGGCGCCACUGCCACUGCCGCUGUGGCCGCCCUCACUGGCAAAGAAGAAGGCGACCCACGCGACAUCGAGCCGGUCAAGAGCUCUCGCGAUGUCGGCGAUACGUAUCUUGAGGGCGGUCUGGAUGCAGGCCCGGGACCGGUCGAAGCGGCAGCCCUCGCCGACGACGACGAUGGCUUUGGUUUCACUUCAGGAAUCACUGGCGAAGAGCAGUCGGGCUACUGGAACAACCAGGCAGCAGAAGAGAUGUUCGAUGUCUGGGAGGAGGCCCAGCCGGAGGCCACUCCUACCAAGAGCCAAGUGACAUCGUCUCCGGAUGCUGCCAAGGAGGAGACUUCGGGACCACCAUAA
This is a messenger RNA of Verticillium alfalfae VaMs.102, 1137 nucleotides long. RefSeq lists its product with no specific name. Lineage: Eukaryota; Fungi; Ascomycota; Sordariomycetes; Glomerellales; Plectosphaerellaceae. The transcript has a single exon. The record is from RefSeq and is a predicted model, not a curated record. The coding region runs from base 1 to 1137 and encodes 378 amino acids.